This is a messenger RNA of Aspergillus japonicus CBS 114.51, 1597 nucleotides long. Its product is annotated as NAD(P)-dependent alcohol dehydrogenase. The coding region runs from base 436 to 1512 and encodes 358 amino acids. Gene Ontology annotation, biological process: alcohol metabolic process. Gene Ontology annotation, molecular function: alcohol dehydrogenase (NADP+) activity; zinc ion binding. The record is from RefSeq and is a predicted model, not a curated record. Lineage: Eukaryota; Fungi; Ascomycota; Eurotiomycetes; Eurotiales; Aspergillaceae. The transcript is spliced from 4 exons.
CGAGAAUCUUCUAUCGGCUUUUCUAUCCGAAGCAGCAAUCCCAGAUUUUCAACGCUUUUUUACCCGUAUCAGGGAGUCUACUCUUCUGCAGAUUUCUAAGCAUUUGUUGGUUGCCCCAUCGCCCCUUGCAAAGCCCAAGCCCAUGGAUUUGGCUCUUUUCUCGCGACGCUUCCUCGUUCGAUCUCCUUCUUGGCUUUUCCGUCCCGGUGGAUCUGGCUCAGGGUUUGAAGUUGGACCUUCAACAGGAAAAAUUCCCCCAACUCGGAAAUUUGUGUCGAAAAGUGGAUCGAUCAAAGCAUGGGACCCGCGACGUUUGUUGUCGGGCGAUACGUACGCAUAUAAGUGGGAGGAGAUAUCCCCUCAGUCUUGCCUUGAGCCUUGUACUUGUACACACCGUUCAGGAACAGGUUCUUUAAUUGACACAAGUCUCUCAUCAUGACUGACUACAAGUUCGAAGGAUGGAUGGGCCUCGACAAGGACUCGGUCGACGGCAAGAUGGUCUGGCAGGAAUUUGAGCCCAAGCCCUGGGAAGAGACCGAUGUCGACAUCAAGGUCUCUCAUUGCGGUAUCUGUGGUUCCGAUCUUCACACUCUGCACAGUGGAUGGAAGCCCACCCUUUACCCCUGCUGUGUCGGUCACGAGAUCGUCGGUGUCGCCGUGCGCGUCGGCUCCCAGGUCCGCGACAUCAAGCUCGGGGACCGCGUCGGCGUCGGCGCGCAGAGCGAUUCCUGCCAGGGCCGUCUCGGCGACUGCGCCGAGUGCGCCAUGGGCUGGGAGCAGUACUGUCCCCACAAGUGGGUGGGCACCUACAACAGCGUCCACCUCAACGGCGGCAAGUCCUACGGCGGCUAUGCGCGGUACAACCGCGUCCCCGCCCGCUUCGCCAUCAAGAUCCCCGACGGCAUCCCCUCCGCCGAGGCCGCUCCCAUGCUGUGCGGUGGUGUCACCCUCUACAGCCCGCUGAAGCACAACGGCUGUGGCCCCGGCAAGCGCGUCGGCAUCAUCGGUGUGGGCGGCCUGGGCCACUUUGGCGUCAUGUUCGCCAAGGCGAUGGGCGCCGACAAGGUGGUCGCGAUCUCGCGCAAGGCCGGCAAGGCGGCCGAUGCCUUGAAGAUGGGCGCCGAUCUGUACAUCGCGACGGACGAUGAGCCCGAUUGGGCUACCAAGUACGCCAAGUCGUUGGAUCUGAUUGUCUCGACUGUUUCGUCCACGAAGAUGCCCUUGGAACAGUACGUCGGCCUGCUGGCGGUCAAUGGUACUCUGUGCCAGGUCGGUUUGCCGGAGGAUGGCACCCUGGUGGCGCCCGUUAAGCCUCUGAUCCGUCGGUUGAAGGUGACCAGCUCGUUGGUCGGGAGCCCUGAUGAGAUCCGCGAGAUGUUCCAGCUGGUCUUGGACAAGGGCGUCAAGCCUUGGAUCGAAGAGGUCCCGAUGAAGAAUGCCAACGAGGCCAUUGUCAACAUGCAUGCCGGUAAGGCCAGAUACCGCUACGUGUUGGUCAACGAGGAGCACUAGACGGACAGGGCUUGGUGAUGAGUUAUGACGAAUGUAUAGACUGUAUAAUGUAUUAGUAGUGAGUUCACAGUACUCAUAGAUGAAC